This is a messenger RNA of Balaenoptera ricei (Rice's whale), 1328 nucleotides long. RefSeq names its product signal transducing adaptor family member 1 (gene STAP1). The transcript has 9 exons. Gene Ontology annotation, molecular function: signaling adaptor activity; protein kinase binding. NCBI's taxonomy places the organism in Eukaryota, Metazoa, Chordata, Mammalia, Artiodactyla, Balaenopteridae. The coding region runs from base 160 to 1023 and encodes 287 amino acids. The record is from RefSeq and is a predicted model, not a curated record. Gene Ontology annotation, biological process: cell surface receptor protein tyrosine kinase signaling pathway; positive regulation of B cell receptor signaling pathway.
AGUAAAGAAAAAAAAGUGUGUGUGUGUGUCCUGUUGGUGGUUUAAAAUCGAGUUGGGACUUCCUCUUUGAACAGUUGCCUUUUCCUCUCACACAAGGGCGAUCUCAUCUUGUCUGAGACUAGAUUCAGUUGAAACAAACCACACACCAACGAGAGGGUAAUGAUGGCUAAGAAGCCCCCAAAACCAGCCCCUCGCAGGAUCUUCCAAGAAAGGUCAAAGAUUACUGCUCUACCCUUGUACUUUGAAGGUUUUUUAUUAGUCAAGCGGUCAGAAUACCAGGAUUAUAAACAUUACUGGACAGAGCUGAGAGGAACUACACUUUUCUUUUAUACUGACAAAAAAAGUACAACAUAUGUUGACAAGUUAGACAUAAUAGACCUCACAUGCCUUACUGACCAGAAUUCAACUGAAAAGAAUUGUGCAAAAUUCACCCUUGUUUUGCCAAAAGAGGAAGUGCAAUUGAAGACAGAGAACAGAGAAAGUGGGGAAGAAUGGAGAGGCUUCAUUCUCACAAUAACAGAGCUGUCAGUUCCCCUACAUGGGUCACUCCGUCCUGGGCAAGUAAUUAGACUGCAUGAAGUCCUAGAGAGAGAAAAGAAAAGGAGGAUUGAGACAGAGCGGACAUCGAGUUCAUUUCCGGAAAAAGGGAAGGAACCAAUUGAAGAUUAUGUGGACGUAUUGAACCCUAUGCCAGCAUGUUUUUAUACAGUAUCCCGGAAAGAAGCAACAGAGAUGCUUGAGACGAACCCUUCCUUGGGAAAUAUGAUCCUGAGGCCUGGUAGUGACAGCAGAAACUAUUCUAUCACCAUCCGGCAGGAGACAGCCCUGCCAAGAAUCAAGCACUACAAAGUGCUGAGUGUAGGAAAAAACUACACGAUUGAAUUGGAAAAACCUGUAACACUCCCAAAUCUUUUCAGCGUCAUUGAUUAUUUUGUGAAGGAGACUCGAGGAAAUUUACGGCCAUUUAUAUAUUCAACUGAUGAAACCCUUGCAUCUUUUGCAAAGCAGAGUCUUAAAUUUUGAUGAAGUACAAUUUAUCAAUUUUUGCUUCUAUGGAUUGAACUUUUGGUGUUGUAGCUGAGAAUUCUUUGCCUAACCCAAGAUCAUGAAGACUUUUUUCUUAUGUUUUCUUUUAGAAGUGUUACAGUUUUAUUUAUUUUUGGCCAUACCAUGCAGCUUGUGGGAUCUUAGUUCCCCGACCAGUGAUCGAACCCAGGCCCUGGCAGUGAAAGUGCUGAGUCCUAACCACUGGAUCGCCAGGGAAUUCCUAGUUUUAUGUUUUAAUUUAGGUCUAUGAUCCAUUUGGAAUUUUUGUUUAAGGUGUGAGG